UAGAUAGUUGACAGGACAUGUUGGUGAGGGAUAGUUGACAGGACAUCUUGGUGAGGUGGAUAGUUGACAGGACAUGUUGGUGAGGUGGAUAGUUGACAGGACAUGUUGGUGAGGGAUAGUUGACAGGACAUCUUGGUGAGGUGGAUAGUUGACAGGACAUGUUGGUCAGGUGGAUAGUUGACAGGACAUGUUGGUGAGGUGGAUAGUUGACAGGACAUGUUGGUGUGGUAGAUAGUUGACAGGACAUGUUGGUGAGGUGAGGUGUAUAGUUGACAGGACAUGUUGGUGAGGUGAGGUGUAUAGUUGACAGGACAUGUUGGUGAGGUGAGGUGUAUAGUUGACAGGACAUGUUGGUGUGGUAGAUAGUUGACAGGACAUGUUGGUGAGGUGAGGUGUAUAGUUGACAGGACAUGUUGGUGAGGUGAGGUGUAUAGUUGACAGGACAUGUUGGUGAGGUGUAUAGUUGACAGGACAUGUUGGUGAGGUGAGGUGUAUAGUUGACAGGACAUGUUGGUGAGGUGAGGUGUAUAGUUGACAGGAGACUUUGCUUAAUGAGGCUGCUAACAGCCACUAAUGGCAGGUAAACAGAGCAGAGUGUUGGUGGACUAAAAGGUGUUCAAUGACGCAUGGAAGGUUCUCGUCAUGUCAUCUUUGGCAGCCAAUGGUCGUUGAGCUGCAGGGUCACGUGGUCCCGGUGCGGCGCACCUGUGUAUCGGCGAGCCCCCUCCCUCUCCCUGCGAGUCGGGGCCGGGGGCCAGGUCCAGGUCCAGGUCCAGGUCCAGGGCCCCGCAGAGCAGCCAUGCACCAUCGGGACAUGUACCAAAGUCCGUCCUGCGUCUACCAGAGAGCAGCAGACUGCAGCCCGCCGCCUUGUGUCUACAUGCAGCCCGCACACACCUACACGCAGCACACGCAGCACGCCUCCGACAGCAUCGGCCUCCCGCUGCUCCAACAACACCACCAGAACCAACACCACCAGAACCAGCACCAGCAGCAGCAGCAGCACCCGCAGACGCUGCCACCCGCCGCCACCUACCAGGAUCCGAGCAGGUCUUACCUUCCUUUCCCUUGGAUGAAGAGCACCAAGUCUCACACCUGGUCUGCAGGCGCGUACAUGAGGUCGGAGGCGGAGGAUCAGAAGCGGACCCGCACGGCCUACACCCGAGCACAGCUGCUGGAGCUGGAGAAGGAGUUCCUGUACAACCGCUACAUCUCCAGACCUCGGCGGGUGGAGCUGGCCCUCAGCCUGGGACUCACCGAGAGACACAUCAAGAUCUGGUUCCAGAACCGCCGCAUGAAGUGGAAGAAGGAGGAGGACCGCAGGAGGACCAGGAGGGGUGAAGGUGAAGGUGAAGGUGAAGGUGAAGGUGAAGGUGAAGGUGAAGGUAAGAUUUCGAAAAAGGAAGAAGAAGAAGAACAAGAAGAAGUUAAUGAAGUCUGGCUCUGUCUUGCACGUAUUUGUCUUCUAAGCUCUUCUACGUCCUCCAACAUGUCCAGCGAUCAUCGACGCUGGGAAACGUUACAGGCGCUCAAGAAGUCGCCAAAGGGAAAUAUCAAGUUUGACCCUUUUUGGUCGGAGAGGGGCGAGGAUAUUUUGGCUGGAUAUGAAGAGAAGAUCAUCCUGUGUGCUGAGGCUGCACACAUACUAGAACAACUCCAGUCCAAGUCCCCUCACAAGUGUGCUGCUCAGUCCAGUCCUGGGCCGGCAGCCUCGCCUUGUUCCAGCGACACACCUGGCAAAGACCACAGCACAAACCAGAUCAUCAGGCAUGGCGAGAGCGGGCAGAAUGUGGCGGAAAGUUCCAUUUCCCUGCGGUCCCUUGAAGCCAGGGAGAUUGCUGGAAGAAUCUCCCAGUAUGAAGAGGCUUACCGCCAACAAGCAAAGAGACUGUUCAGUAGGCACCAGCAGCAGAUGGAGGACAUGGUCAGCCAGGUGGCCAAGGCACAGGUGGAGCAGAUGAAACGCUAUGAAGAGCGCAUGGAGUUGAAGCGGAGGCAGGAGUACCAGCGCAUGAGUGACAUGAUGGAACGCGAAACCAAGGAGAGCAUCGGCCGGCAGGAGAAGCUGAAGGAAGAGCAGCGCCACCGAUUGAAGAUCCUCAACCUCCGCGUGAGGGAGGCGGAGCAACAGCGCCUGAGGGAGGCGGAGCUAGAGCGCCAGCGCCAGGUUGAAGGCAAAGAGCGUCUGAGGAAGCUCAACUCCAUUCAAGAAGAAAUCCUGCAGCUCCACCAGCUGCUGGAGUCCUGUCCCCAGAACCAGACCACCAGCGUGGGCACCUACAGCACCCUGGGGAACCAGCUGUGCUCCCAGGUGUCACAGGUGGUGCACAAGACGGCAGAAGUACAGUAUCCCAGCCUGGAAGACAUGGCGGUGGCAGAGCGUGUCCUCCAUGAAAUGAGAACGCUCAUCUGCUUGAUGCGAGGGGAAGCGGCCAAAGCUCAGGAGGAGCUGAAGAAGAAGGAGCUGGAGGAAGAAGAUUCCCGCAGGAAGAUGUCUGAGCUGAAGACUCAACAGGAAGCACUAAAGAAGGCGCAGCUGUCAGCCAAAGAGAAAGCAAACAAGCGAGGGCUGCAGAACAAUGCUGAAGACGUCACCUUGAGAUGGUACAAGGACUUGCAGGAGUGUCUUGACCAGUGCGCUGACAGCAUAGAAGAGCUCAGCUCCUCACAAGACGUCCAGACCAGGCGGCUGAAGCUGGACCUCCAGAGAGCCUCCACCAUCCCCAUCAGUCAAAUCUCCUUCAAUUCUGGAUCUCACCUGCGAGAAGUAUUUGGGAAGCUCACCAAGCUGCUCUCUGGUCAGGCAGUGGCGAGUGGAGGCCAGUCUUUGUCCACCUCCCAGCAUCCUCAGGCCCUGGACUUUGUCUGCUACAAGAUGGCGGAGAAGUUUGUGAAACAAGGCGAGGCGGAGGUGGCAGCUCAUCACCAAGCAGCCUUCCCCAUCGGUGUGGUGGCGUCAGGGAUCUGGGAGCUGCACCCCCGCGUGGGCGACCUCAUGCUGGGACACCUGCACAGAAAAUGUCCGUACGCCGUUCCACAUUAUCCCAUGAUGAAGGAAGGCAUGUCAGUGGAGGAAUAUCAGAGAAUUCUGGGCUACCGUGUGGAUGAGUCUGGAGUGGAAGGUCAGGACAGUUUCCUGAAAAGUAUGUCCGGCAUGAUCCGCUUCUACGCCGCCGUGAUCCAGCUCAGGUGGCCAUUUGACUCCAAGCCGGGGUCGUCCCCUCACGGUCUGAACCAUGGCUGGCGCUGGUUAGCACAGAUGCUAAACAUGGAGCCCAUUGCCGACAUCACCGCCACACUGCUGUUUGACUUCCUGGAGGUGUGUGGUCAUGCAUUGUUGAAAACCUACCAAGGUCAGUUCUGGAAACUACUUCUGCUUUUAAAAGAGCAAUACAUGGCCAGGAUUGAAGCGGUCACCAGCAGUGGGCAGAUGGGCUCAGUGUCCAGACUGAGAAACUUCCUGCAGAAUAAAAGCUCUUGUCAAGAAGUCCAUUGUGUGAUGGCCGCCUACAAAGUCCAGACCAGGUCCAGACCAGGUCCACUAGAGGCCAGCUUCAGCUCGGUGGAGAUUGUGGUGUAAAUAGUUUUGAAAAGCAAGAUGGAGGAAGCUGACCUGCUGAAAGAACGUCUGCAGGCCAUCACGG
Nerophis ophidion (straightnose pipefish) is the source of this 3644-nucleotide messenger RNA. Its product is annotated as mRNA export factor GLE1-like. Gene Ontology annotation, cellular component: nuclear pore; cytoplasm; nuclear pore cytoplasmic filaments. The record is from RefSeq and is a predicted model, not a curated record. Gene Ontology annotation, molecular function: translation initiation factor binding; DNA-binding transcription factor activity, RNA polymerase II-specific; phospholipid binding. The transcript has 19 exons. Gene Ontology annotation, biological process: poly(A)+ mRNA export from nucleus; regulation of translational initiation; regulation of translational termination. Lineage: Eukaryota; Metazoa; Chordata; Actinopteri; Syngnathiformes; Syngnathidae. The coding region runs from base 620 to 3580 and encodes 986 amino acids.